UGUGCUUUAUGUGUGCCUGUUCCCUCUUUGGCCCUCUAUCAUAAACUGGCUCCUUUCACCUGCCUGUGAUUUAAGUUCAGGUUUGACACUUUUACUUUGAAGGAGCCCGGCAAACACGUUUUCACUGCCGGAAAACGUGUUCCCACGACUUCCGGUGUGCUUGGAGGGGACGCGGGAAAUGAAAACAUUGUCAACAUUUGACCGUCACUUGAAGGCAGCAGCAGUCUGUCAGUUAUGUCUAAACUAGAGAAGUCAGACGUGGAAAAGACACGUCCCCCGCCUGUUAAAGUGCUGUCGGGGCAGCUGAGGGCCGCAGGGAACCGGGGCACCGCUGACAGCGAGGCCGGCUGCGUGAUCAGUCUGGGCAGGGGAAGCUCUUUGCCGGUCUCGCUUGUGUGGAUGCAGGGGACAGUGCUGAAAGUCCAGCAGGACAGAAACACCGUGCUGCUGAUAGAUGAGACGGGGACUUUCACUGUUCAAGGCGUUAACAACAUUCCCAAAGGGAAACCGUGCUUGUCCCAAGGCAAAUAUGUCAUGGUGAUGGGCGUCAUCCAGGCAGUCUCCCCAGAGCCUGUCAUCCGCGCAGUGAAGAUGGCAGACCUCUCCGAGCUUGCUGCGCUUCACAAACGGAUGUGGAAGCUGGAGGUGGAUGACCUGCAGCAGGUGCUGGCCUGAGUGCUGAACACUGGGUGGAGGUGCUGCUUCUGUUGCAGCUCAUAACAUAAUACUGAAGUGGGAAAUGCAAUGCUACCUCAGCGGCUUGUUUCUUGGAUUGGGUGCUGGAGAAACAGAGACUUGAGAUUAAGAAAACGUGUUCUUAAUCUAAAGAGGUCAAUGGAGCUGUAGGCCUGAAAACAACUAUAAAUUGGCCUACGUACACGUCAGGAUGAUUCAAAAAACCCAUUCUGCAUAAAGCCACCAGGACCACUCGUGCCUGUCACACUACUGGCCUAAGCUUGUGUUUAAUGUAAAUGGAGCUAUUUGUAGGAAAUGAUACUCCAACUAUUACAUGUUACCUUACAGCUCAACUGUUUAUAUACAAAAUACAGGCUCAUAAUAUAUGGACCAUAGUGAGACUGAAACAAUGUAUCAAAUUGCUUCCCUAAACUAGCAAAUAUCACAGUGAGAUGGGCUUUUCUGUAUGUUGAUACCAGAACUGUAUUCUUAAAUAAAAGCCAUUUCAAUACAGAUUAAAAAAGGAGCUUUAUUUG
This is a messenger RNA of Archocentrus centrarchus (flier cichlid), 1211 nucleotides long. RefSeq names its product RecQ mediated genome instability 2 (gene rmi2). Bases 235 to 675 code for a protein of 146 amino acids. Gene Ontology annotation, biological process: regulation of sister chromatid segregation; maintenance of rDNA; DNA repair. Gene Ontology annotation, cellular component: nuclear speck; cytosol. Lineage: Eukaryota; Metazoa; Chordata; Actinopteri; Cichliformes; Cichlidae. The transcript is spliced from 2 exons. The record is from RefSeq and is a predicted model, not a curated record.